Molecule: messenger RNA, 4302 nt
Organism: Drosophila sulfurigaster albostrigata
Lineage: Eukaryota; Metazoa; Arthropoda; Insecta; Diptera; Drosophilidae
Exons: 1
Coding region: 1197-3602 (801 amino acids)
Biological process (GO): adenylate cyclase-activating adrenergic receptor signaling pathway
Cellular component (GO): membrane
Molecular function (GO): G protein-coupled receptor activity; dopamine neurotransmitter receptor activity, coupled via Gi/Go
Source: RefSeq, a predicted model, not a curated record
CAAAUGAAAAUGAGGUUUGGAAAAUAUGCCAACAGCGGCAGCAACAGUGGCAGCCAGUGGCUGCAAGAGAUUGUGAUGUAAUGAGAGCGCAGCAAAAGUGAAGCCUCAAUGCAAUUGCAAUUGCAAAAAGAUUAUACAAUUUGUGAGCUUGCUACGAACUAGGACAACAGCAACACGGCCUCAGACAUAGUCUUAAACUGAUAAAUACCGGCUGGCAACAACGAGCAAACUAGCAACAUAGUAGCGUGCAACAGCAACAACAGUAAGAGCAGCAGCAAUAGCAAUAGCAGCAGCAUAAAUUCAAAGUCGCUACGGUAUUAAUUGAGCGGAGCGUGGGAACUACAAAUCACAGCAACAGCAACAGAAGCAGCAACAACAGCAGCAGCAACACCAAUAGCAGCAGCCAGCAAAUCACAACAAAAAAAAUUGCCGCUCUGCUCGCUCUUUGCUCUCACAGUGCUCGCCAAGAGUUAAGCGACAACAACAGUUUGCCGACGCUGAGAGCUCUCAUUCGGACGCCACGAUUUUUUGUUGUUUCUCCUCAUAUAAUUUGAGGCGCUUCGGCAAGCGCACACGACAGUUGUGCUUGAAACGCUUCGUAGUGAAGAUCGUGCUCGAUCGACGCGCGGAAAACAAUAAAAUAAAACAAAUCCCACAAAAAAGAAGAAAUACACAAAUUUGUUAAACACCAAAUCGGCGUGUACAAUUUUGUACAACAGUGAACAAAAACAAACAAAACGAAAAAGAAAUUUUUUUUUAGAAAUUUUUGUUCAAAUAUCGACGACGAGCUUCGCGUGGAAAUUAGCAAGCGUUUACAAGAAACAAGCCAAAAACAAGAAAAAAGCAAAUUCAAUAAAUUGGAAAACUUAUCGAGAAGCAAAAAAACCAAGAAAUACAAAAAGAAGAAACACAACGUGUGCAACGUGUAAACCAAGUGAAAUUUUUCGUGAGUGCCCAAAAAACAACAACAACAAAGCAAAACAUAAACCAAAAGAAAAAAAAGCAAAAGCUACAAGUUAAAGCAAAAGCAACAGAGCAAAUACUUCAGUUGAUCGUAUCAAAGUGGCUCUCAAACUGUAAAGUGAUGUGCGUGCCAAAAGCACAACAAAUACAACACAAACAACAACCGCAACAACAAAGACAAUUUGUUAAGGAUAAGGAAGUAACCAUUAGGCAAACGUUAAGCACAUAAAGAAAUGGCCAUAGAUUUUUUAAUAUUGGCCCUGCUGCUCAUCUCGUUCAUCAUCAACCUGCUGGCGUUGUGCGCAUUCUGGAUAACUCCCGGACUGCGCACCACAGCGAAUCGCUUCACCAUCAACUUGCUGAUCAUCAAUCUGAUCGGCUGCUGCAUCUUGGCACCCACCCUGGUGCUGAGUGGCGUCAAGAGUCUGUCGGCCCAGACAACGGGAGCUACAGCGAACGGCGAUAGCAUCGAGUACUACUCAAAGCCCGGCAAUCAUCAGUUGACCAUACGUCAUCAUGGCCAACUUGUCGAGCAGGAGGGCAUUGUGGAGAGUCACAACAACACCAAUACCAUUGAGAUCUUCAAGUGCAAUCAAUCCCAUUGCCGUGAACUGACCAUCAAUGAGCGUGGUGAUGGCAUUCUCGUCACCGAAAUCGAAACGAAGGAGGAUAAUCUGAGCGCAGCGGUGCACAACAACAUAACGCCGCCGAUGUUGCCAGCGGUGCAGCUGCGUUGCUGGUCCAUUGACAUGGCCGCCGCACUGGGCGCUCUGGCCGUCCUCCUGGUGGUGGGUGACACCUGGUGUGCUGUCACCGAUCCGUUGCGUUAUCACAGUCGCAUCUCGGGUGUUAAGACCUGGAUAUUCAUCACACUCACCUGGACGGUGGGCAUACUCUUUGGAGCCUUGUCCGCUUUUCGUGUGAUCGACUUUGAGGCUGAUACGCUGCUCAGUCGGCAGCGUCGAUUGGCGGCCACGUACUUUAACAUCAGCAGUACCAACAGCAUCUUCGAUGUGGUCUUUGCCAGCGUCUAUUUCAUUGUCAUCAUCCUGCUGCCGUUUGGCUUCGUUUGUGGCAUGUAUUGGCGCAUCUUCAGCGAGGCACGCGGCAACGGUUUGCGCAUGCGACAGAAUGGAUCAUCGCCGCUGCUGCAGAGUGCACUGAAUCUCACCAAUCAUGCACAGGCCACACAGGCGACACCCUUCUCAAACAGCUUGUGUGUGCAUCGUCAUUCCAUCUCCUCGGCGAGCUCGCAUGGCGGAGGCGCCAUCAGCGGUGGACUGCAGAUGCAAAUCGAUCAGCGACCUCGCAGCUCACCGAGUUGCCUGCGUCGGGAUUCAGCUGCCAAGGUGUUGCUGCCCACCAUCUCGGACGAUGGCUCCGAUGGUGAUGUGGAGAGCAACAGCGGAGCUGGUGCACAUCAGCUGAUGAGUGUGCCGGAGCAAACACUGGCAGAUCGCAAUCAGAACAUUCUGCUGACACUGCAAACGGCCAGCGGUGAGAUCAAGCGUAACUAUUCGGCCAGGCAGUUGCCUCUGCUUGGUACUUCGUCGCAGGAUCUGCGCGAGUUGCAUCGCCUGCAGGGAAUACGUCAGGUGCACAGUUCACCGAAUCUGCACAAGUACACGGAGCUGCUGCAGGAUACGUUGAUGGGUGAUGAGUGCAGUUCGCCGCAUUUGUUGCACGCCCAGCGACAGCAGCAACACUCACAGCAGCAGUUGCAGCAACAGCAGCCGGCACAGCAGCAGCAACAGCCACUGCAGCAGCAACAACAGCUGCACACACACUUCAAUUCGGGACGUCAACAGAGCAAUGGACACGCCCUGCAAAUACCCGCCAUACACGCCUCGCCCAAGGCGCUGAGCUACAUGAGUUCGCUGCGUCAUCGGCUGAGCAACGCCAGCUCGCUGUUCAAGUAUCGCGAGGAAUCGCGCGCCGCACGCAUUAGCAUCCUGGUGGUCGUGAUGUUUGUGGUCUCCUAUCUGCCCUAUGGACUGUUGGUGCUGCUGCAGUCGCGUCUCUCGGCCGCCAACUUUGGCGGCUCCACACAGUUGGCCAUCUUCAUGAUACUGCUGGCCAAUCUGAGUUCACCCUUCAUCUUCGCCUAUCGCAAUAAGCGUGUGCGACGUGGCGUUAAGCGUCUGUUUGGCCUGGAUGCCGCGAGCACGUUGCAGCGUCAUCACAGCAGCAGCAUGAAGGCCAAUGGCAACAGCGGUGCGGCGACUUCGACAAGUGCGGCGCAGUUGCAACGCAACAGCAGCAAAUUGUCGCAGUACAGCAGCAACAGUUGUCGCUAUCUGACGCCGCAGAGUUCGGUGAUCAGUCAAUGCCAAACGACGCCGGUGCACACGACGCUGACGUUGCGUCCCAACAGCAGCUGUAGCACCAUCAUCAAUUUCGGUGGUGCCACCAAGGGAUCAGCGGAUUCGGAUGAUGUGCCCUCGCUGGAGGCAACACCGCCGCCACAACAGCGUGCCACACGGCCCAAGUUGCAACGUGGCAUCACCAUUGUGGAGCAUAUUCAUAUAGCCGGGUCGCCGCCCAAGUUUCAGGCGCGUCGCGGACUGUUUGAUAUGUUCUUUCGCGGCUCGAAGAAGCUGCAGUCCAGCUGCACACAGUCAGCGCCAACGGAGGUCUAAAGCCGAAAUCUAGUGUUAAGUAAUAACUACUAAAUGUUGAUUGCUUGCUGAAGAAUUCGCAGAACAGUAUUCGUAAUGUCUUAAGUUUAGAGAACUAAGCCAAAAACAAAAACACAAACACUUAUAAACAUGCUGUGCUAGAAGCUUCUCAUGCCAAAAAAAUGGAAAAAAGAAAAUGUAAUAUUAAACAAAAAUAACAAAAAACACACACAUUUUAUUGAAACUCUCACUUACAUAUGUAAUAUGCCUGUGCUUGUCAAACUGUGAGUGCUGCAAAAUGCACAGGCAACAGCAACAUGUACCUUGUCAAACAAAACAAAUAAUCCAAAAAAAAGUAAACUCUGUACAAGUCGCUUGAAAAGAAACAAAUAAUAACAAAAUGUUGAAAACAUAUUUUAAAAAGUAAAUAACAUUAAAUUGAUAUCAAACUGUAAACGGGAACCAAGCAGCCAAUUUCAAGUACCUAAAAACUGUCUAAACAUAUGAAUAAUAACCGUCAAUUGCUUGAGACUCUUAAAAAACACACACUCUCACAUACAAAAAAAAAACAAGCACGACAUCUUUUUAAUUUAUUAUUACUUAAGUUGAUAUACAUACAAUAUUUAUUAAUCAAACACGACAAGCUUUAACUAAAAACGAAAAAAAAAACAAUACAACACAAACAAAAACAUUCUGGCUAAAAGAAAAAACCCAACGCUAA